UUGUUUACCUAUCAAAUGCAUGGAAACAUUUUCUAUGUGUAAUAAUUAAUUUCUCUCAAAAGUUUAGUAUUGUGCUACAAUUAUUUCUGUAAAGCAUAUCGUCAUUAUUCGAAAGGCAUUGUUGAUCAGGCAUGUUGGAACAAUAUUCGUUUUCUCUGAAAGGAAAGUGAUGAAAUUUUACAGCACUGAACUGAAGUCGAAAUAGUAACGAGCUAGUUGAAGGAUAAACGAUAAGUUUUUGGAGAGCAUUCCUGUGGCAGUGUGACUGUGUGAGUGAUUUUUAUAUGCAAGCAUGCUUCUAGCGAAAUGUCCAAGCAAGACAAAUACUUGAAAAUUAAAAAAAAAACCCGAAUCUGUUUUGAAAGUGUCUUUGAUUUGAUCAACUUGUAGGGUGUUGUCAUCACGUCCAAAAAAUAGCUAAUCAGAACAAUUUAUGAAUUAUUUCAUUGUUAACAAAGUGUAUCGAGAGUGCGGUUGAAUAUAUCAGAAGUAUUUCGAAAAAAAGGCUUGAAAACGCUAUUUAAUUUGGUCAAUAAUUAUUGUUGCUACUGGAGAAAAAUGGUUUUGUAUUCUGCCACUGCUUUGCGACGUAUUAGGUGUAGUGCAAUAGGACAUAAUUGAAAAUGGUUUAAGUUAAUUUUGGUACAAGUGAUGAUCGAUCUUCUCUACAAACUGAAAAAAUCUAAUUGAAUAAUUUUUCUGAAUAUUUUCGUCCACUCUACCAUUGCAAAUGUAAUCAGCAUCGAAAAUUUGCUGAGUGAAAACAACCUGUAAAGGGUCAACCUGCUACGUUAGGAGGAUUUUAUUCAUCUAAAGUUAAAUUGUAGAUCUGGAAUACUACAUUAUUAGGAAUUGUUGAAAAAUUGUUGUCAAAGUAGAAAUCUGAAAUUCAAUAGGAAGCGUUAUCAACACCGUUAUAGGUAAUACAAUAGCUGGUAUUAUCAGAAACGGAAUUACUUCAGCUUACUACGUUCUGAAUCGAUGAGGCAAUACACCAUCUUGAUCAACUUCUACCAAUUUCACAUUACUGCCAACUGCAGUUCAGGGCUAAAGAAGCCGACAAACGAUGCAUGCGCUUAUGGUUAUCAAUCAAAAAUCGACAAUUAAACCCUAACGUCGUCGUAAUACUGCUCGGCCAAUAUGAUUUUGUCAGAGAUUAAUUUUCAACAAGUUCAAAAUAAAAGGGAGAAACGGUACUGCAUACUUGGACCCAAAUAAACACCCGAACUCAGGCUUCAAAACAUUUGAAUAAAGUAAUUCGAGAUUGAAUUGAACGUAAUCUAUAAAAGUGUAUAAAAUUUAAUACAUUACCAGAGAAGUACAAAUUAAGUUAAAGUUUACAUUGGGUGGUCAAAACCAGCAUCAAUUGAUUAUCAUAAUGGCACCGAGUCAAAAAGUUACGAAAAAGUGGGAAAUUUUCGCUGGUCGAAAUAAGUUCUACUGCGACGGCUACCUCAUGACGGCUCCCAAUUCCGGUGUAUUUUACUUUACAGUGGUACUUAUCACCGGAACCAGUUGUCUAUUUUUCGCGGUCGAUUGUCCCUUUCUGGCUGAGCGGAUUACACCGGCCAUACCGAUCAUUGGUGGCAUUCUGUUUGUGUUCACCAUGAGCUCUCUAUUCCGCACUUCUUUCAGUGAUCCAGGCAUAAUUCCGCGUGCAUCACAGGAUGAAGCAGCUUAUAUUGAGAAACAAAUCGAGGUACCAAAUUCGCUAAAUAGUCCCACUUACCGGCCGCCGCCUCGAACUAAAGAAGUGUUCGUAAAAGGUCAAACGGUGAAGCUGAAGUAUUGUUUCACGUGCAAAAUUUUUCGGCCGCCACGUGCUUCGCACUGCAGUUUAUGUGAUAAUUGCGUUGAUCGGUUCGAUCACCACUGUCCUUGGGUGGGCAACUGCGUAGGAAAAAGAAACUAUCGUUUCUUUUAUAUGUUUAUAGUCUCUCUCGCUUUCCUAGCAGUAUUCAUUUUUUCUUGUACAACGACACACAUAGUUUUGUUAUUCAAAGAUGAGGAUCAAUUCUUUGAUAUUGUCAAGAAAACUCCGUUCAGUGUGAUAAUAGCGAUAAUAUGUUUCUGUUCGGUAUGGUCUGUGAUAGGCCUAGCAGGCUUCCAUACUUAUCUUACAACCAGUGAUCAGACAACGAAUGAAGAUAUAAAGGGUUCAUUUACUUCUAAAGGCGGACAACAGUCCAUAAAUCCUUAUUCUCAAGGCAAUAUUUGCCUGAAUUGUUUUCACAUUUUAUGUGGGCCGAUAACACCAUCACUAAUUGAUAGGAGGGGAGUUGUAACGGAUGAAUAUCGAACGCAGAUGCAACCGGCAGACAAGUAUAACAAUGCACCGGUUCCACCACUAGUCGUUGUGCAGCCCGGAUUGGAAACGGUGAAUAAGCCGUACAAUUUUGAGAAUGAUUCACAGGACACAGCUGGCGGUGUAUUUCGACAACGCAGUUACGAUAACUUACACAAUGAAAAAUCGAAUAGCAUAGCGCACCUUGUGGAAAACGAAGUUCCACUGUCCAAUACGGGCAACAUAUCGACGCUUGAGGAUACGACGACAACCACAAUCGUCAUGGACGAUGACGCAGUUGUCGAGUCGGAGCCAACUAAACAGACCAAUCUGAGCGGCAGCUAUACGAAUCUGUUCCGCAGUGAGGCGGCAGCAGCCAAUGGAAAAUUAUCGAGCGUUGUAGUUUUACCUGCUGGUGCUGAUUACACCGAUAAAAUCCACAAUGCUGAUAACAUUAUCAAUGCCAGCGAACUAUUGAUGGUGUCCAGUAUAAGUGGCCAUGAAAACUUGUACAGCAACAUACCGUCUCAAAGUGCUGCUGGAAAUAGAGUAAGAGUUCCGAAAAAGUCCAAUGUUGGACAGCUAGCGACAACGCCUCCAGAAGAGCAUACUAGCACUAAGUCGAAGCACGAUCCAAAUUUACAUCUAUACUCUAAUAUUGGCAGUACUAUUUGCAGCACCAACAACGGUAAUCUUGUUACCAGUCAACGACAGAGUUCUUCCAGUGGAAACAAUUUCCAUCAGCAGUCCAGUCAUAGCAGUAAUGGUGUAAAUAACAAUAUAAGUGCAACAACCGAUGACCCAUCGAUGCUUAAUGCUUCUUUUAUAACAAGCGAACUUGAUCUGGACGAUCCGGUCGUAACAAGCGCGUUCACGAACAAUUGUGCUCCAAUGCAACCGGUUGUUGACGCAAGUUCUUCCUUAGCUAUGGUCGCUUCGUCGUCUAAUCACGUGUCGUUACCACCGCAUAAAAGUUCUCAGCCAAUUACGGCAAUUGAGAUGAAAAAUGUUAUCAAAACGAUAGACCCGAGUAUAAUUAUUCAGGGUACCGCUAAUAACAACACCAACUCUUCCUCAUUCGCUGUUACAGCAGGACCUCUCACGUCAGCCAGUAGUCAUAGUAUUAGCAAUAAUAAUAGUAGCAGUAAUAUUAUUAACAACAACUCUAGCAGCUACACUGGAAGUGGUGCAUUUAUAACAGGCUCAAACCGAUUACGGCUGUUGCAAGAAUCGACUAUGAUCGAUACUGCACUUGAUCUCGAUAGUCUAGAUGGAUCGAUCGGAAACAACUCCCAGUCAUGUCUGGUAAAAACAGCAAUUGUAUGACUUCCUUAAACUAUCUAAUUACCUAUGCAUGCUUGACACUUAGAAUACUAAAGACUUUAGUUUGGACACGCUCAGCACCUGAUUGCGAGUUACUUUCCAAACAUUACAGUAACUUCAUAUUCUGUAAAUGUCUCCAGCUGGACCACAGGGUUGCCCUGAAGAAAACAGAAAGUCCUUGCUAUGCAACAUACUCUAGGAACAAACUAAAUAAAAUAUGUAAAAAUUUGAUGUUAAGAUGUUAUUAUAUAUUCUAUAGAGAACAUUUUAUUUUAGUGCGCGACAUAAUUUAAAAUUUCCUGAUUGUACAUUUGAAACCAGAUAGUGAGAAAAAGUAAUGAAGCGAUAAAUUACUAUAACAAGAAACAUCACAAGUGAUCGCACUUUGGCGCAUAACAUGAUUACAAAUAGCUAUAUCUGCUAUAAGCAGAAUAGUGCUGUGCAAAAAGAAUGCGUGGACUUUUAACGAGAAAGUGCUUUGGAUAGAUAAAAUAAAUAUAUUGAUGUAAAAAUCGCUUGCAAUGAAGGUGCACAUUGAUACAGCAGGGUUAUAAUAUAUUAAAUGAUGAUUUAUAAUUGUGUGUUUGCAAGUGGUACA
Messenger RNA from Sabethes cyaneus, 4205 nucleotides. It is a transcript of the gene app, whose product is annotated as palmitoyltransferase app. The transcript is spliced from 10 exons. Gene Ontology annotation, molecular function: protein-cysteine S-palmitoyltransferase activity. NCBI's taxonomy places the organism in Eukaryota, Metazoa, Arthropoda, Insecta, Diptera, Culicidae. The coding region runs from base 1379 to 3610 and encodes 743 amino acids. The record is from RefSeq and is a predicted model, not a curated record. Gene Ontology annotation, biological process: peptidyl-L-cysteine S-palmitoylation; protein targeting to membrane. Gene Ontology annotation, cellular component: endoplasmic reticulum; Golgi apparatus.